GGUUUCCACUCUCAUCUGAACAGAAACAGGCGCCUCCCCUGUUUCUCUCUAACUUUAAGAGGACCAAAGUGAAAGGAUUUGAGUUCAGAGCAGAUCCACAGCUGGCUGCAGGAGGAGAGCUUCUUACAAACGAGUCAACCAUAGAAUAUAUAAAAGUGUGAACAUGGAGAAAAUACUGGCGCCUUUGAGGGAGUCUGUGAAGCAACAGGGGGAUUUGGUGCACGAGCUAAAGGCGAAAGGCGCCAACGAGCAGGAGCUGAACAAAGCUGUUGCAGAACUGAAAGCCCGGAAGAAGAUUCUGGAAGCAAAAGAGCUAGCUUUGCAGCCUAAAGAAGACACGGUGGACAGAGUGAAGAUGGAGGACACCUUAAAGAGGAGAUUCUUCUACGAUCAGGCUUUUGCCAUAUAUGGAGGUGUGAGCGGCCUGUAUGACUUCGGCCCUGUCGGCUGCGCCCUGAAGAACAACAUCCUGCAGGUGUGGAGGCAGCACUUCAUCCAGGAGGAGCAGAUCCUGGAGAUCGACUGCACCAUGCUCACCCCCGAGCCCGUCCUCAAGACGUCGGGGCACGUGGAUAAGUUUGCAGACUACAUGGUGAAAGACGCCAAGACUGGAGAGUGCUACCGCGCCGAUCACCUGCUCAAAGCUCACUUAAAACAACUGAUGUCUGAUAAUAAAUGCUCUGCAGAGAAAGCCGCCGAGUUGGAGGACGUCAUCACUCAGAUGGAUAACUACACUCAGCAGGAGCUGGCCGACCUCUUUGUGAAAUACAACGUGAAGUCACCGUCCACAGGAAAUGACCUCACACCUCCGACCUCGUUCAACCUGAUGUUCCAGACGUCCAUCGGACCAGGAGGGAACAUGACGGGCUAUCUGAGGCCUGAGACCGCUCAGGGAAUGUUCCUCAACUUCAAGCGUCUGCUGGAGUUCAACCAGGGAAAACUUCCCUUCGGUGCCGCUCAGAUCGGAAACUCCUUCAGGAACGAGAUCUCUCCUCGCUCUGGACUCAUCCGUGUCAGGUAG
Molecule: messenger RNA, 1021 nt
Organism: Notothenia coriiceps (black rockcod)
Lineage: Eukaryota; Metazoa; Chordata; Actinopteri; Perciformes; Nototheniidae
Product: glycine--tRNA ligase-like
Exons: 8
Coding region: 164-1021 (285 amino acids)
Biological process (GO): mitochondrial glycyl-tRNA aminoacylation
Cellular component (GO): cytoplasm; mitochondrion
Molecular function (GO): glycine-tRNA ligase activity; ATP binding
Source: RefSeq, a predicted model, not a curated record